UCCUGUUCAUGGGACUUAAUUACUCCUUAACUGAGUAAUCCUUAGGUGGUAACUCGUUCAUACGUAUCAACCCACACAUCCACCUAAAACCCCUCUUACCAUCUUGUAAACCCCCUUUAGGAGUCCAAAAUUCUUGACUGACCUAUAGAUGCUUUGCAGUUCCAUGCAGUGAAUAGUUUUGGUAACAUUUGUGUAUCUGUUUCCCACUAUCCAACCAGAUGGUGGCAUCCACUGGGAGCGUACUGACAAGCCAAUCGCAGAGAAGUACCCAUUUUUCUAUGCCCCACCUCCUUCAGCUGAUAUAGAGAUUACAGGUUAUGUCCUGUUGGGGUUCACUAAGGGACCCGCCCCAUCGCAAGAGGAAAAGUCCUAUAUGACCCAGAUUGCAGUGUGGUUGGUUCGGCAGCAGAAUUCUCAAGGAGGCUUUCGAUCAACUGCAGACACCGUAGUGGCCCUGCAGGCUCUCGCUGAAUACAGCUGCCUAGUAUACAAGAAAGGGGCCACCAAUCGUGUCACAGUGUCUCUGGCAAGACAAGUGAUUGCCACUUUUAAUGUGCAGCCAAGCAACAGGCUUCUGGUACAGAGACGCAUGCUGCCGAGCCAACAAGGAAACUACUCAUUUGGUGUUAGUGGGAAUGGCUGCUGCCUGAUACAGGUAGGGACCCCCUCAUGCAAUUAACAAUGCCCCAUUAGA
Messenger RNA from Xenopus tropicalis (tropical clawed frog), 694 nucleotides. RefSeq names its product ovostatin-like. Gene Ontology annotation, cellular component: extracellular region. The record is from RefSeq and is a predicted model, not a curated record. The transcript is spliced from 2 exons. Lineage: Eukaryota; Metazoa; Chordata; Amphibia; Anura; Pipidae. Bases 374 to 679 code for a protein of 101 amino acids.